Etheostoma cragini (Arkansas darter) is the source of this 2519-nucleotide messenger RNA. RefSeq names its product ras homolog family member F (gene rhof). NCBI's taxonomy places the organism in Eukaryota, Metazoa, Chordata, Actinopteri, Perciformes, Percidae. The coding region runs from base 810 to 1445 and encodes 211 amino acids. The transcript has 5 exons. Gene Ontology annotation, biological process: small GTPase-mediated signal transduction; cell migration. Gene Ontology annotation, molecular function: GTP binding; GTPase activity. The record is from RefSeq and is a predicted model, not a curated record.
GAAAUCUCAUGUACAUUAGACUAGCAUUUCAUUUAUUACCAUUAAAAGUAUAUUCCAUAUUGAUUAAACAGCCACGCCUGGAAAUGAAAAGGGUGGGAAACUCAAAAUAAAAUGCAUACAGACUAUAUAUAAUUGAGGAAUUUGAGAGAAGUGAGGAAGCUGGUUUAUUACUUGGUACGUUAUAAUUUGUCUCAUCUAAAAAAUAAGUGGGGCUGGCCUUUCACUGGCAUACAUUUCUGAGAAAGCAUGUUCCCAAAAGUAAAAAGCUCUGAUGGAGCUAUUAAGGCCACACAUUCAUGACAAAGAUAACAAUCCAAUGAUCUUACUGUAAUGAUAACUGUUAGUGUUAACAAAAACCUGCUGACUUUUUACAUCAGCGAGUAAAUAUUUUCAGUGUAUUCCUCCACACCUCUGUCGAUGGAGGCUGUGCUUCAGAUUGAGUGCCCACCCAGAAAAUGAAACAUGCUCUAGAGGGAGUAGCAGCAGCCAGACUCAACUGCUCCUCAUGUGCAACUCACUAUUCUUACCCAGUGAUGCUUUCUGUGAGCAGACCGAUAAUAGGACCGAAAAGAAGUGCUGGGGUCAAUUGGAAACAGCUUCAAUGUAACAGGAACAGGAAGUGGUGAACAGAACGAGCUACCCGGUGAAACAUGAGGCUUGUCUGUUCCUCUCUCUUGACACUGCCUGUACAUCAUCUCAGCUUUUCCAAAUAUAGAUUAACCAGGCUUUGCCAUGUAUUUAACUUAAAUCUUGAGGGAGUAUCUUCAACCCCGUCCUGCCUGGCACCUGUUUGAUUAUUUGAAGGCGAAAUGACACAAAACCAUGCUGCUGGGACUGCUAAUGGUACCACAAAGAAGGGAGAGGAACUUAAAAUUGUGAUAGUGGGAGAUGGAGGCUGCGGGAAAACAUCUCUUCUAAUGGUUUAUGCUAAAGGUGACUUUCCAGAGAAAUAUGCGCCAUCAGUGUUUGAAAAAUAUGUCACCACUAUCUCUCUUGGAGGAAAAGAGAUUCAGCUCAACCUGUAUGACACAGCUGGACAGGAUGACUAUGACAGACUGCGUCCGCUUUCAUACCAAGACGCCGAUCUGAUUUUAGUCUGCUUUGAUGUGACCAACCCCACCAGCUAUGAGAAUGUUAUGAUAAAGUGGCACCCAGAGGUGAAGCACUUCUGUCGGGACACUCCGGUCAUUCUGAUUGGCUGCAAGACGGACCUCAGGAAGGAUAAAGAGUGUGCAAGGAAGCUCAAGGCCAUGAAUCAGGCUCCCAUCACAUACACACAGGGUGAAGAGACACGGCAGCAGAUGAAUGCAGAGCUCUAUCUCGAGUGUUCGGCGAAGUAUCAGGAGAACGUGGAAGACAUUUUCAGGGAGACCACUAUAAGAACUUUGGCCUUCAAUCGAAAACAAAGGAAACACAAGAGGAAGAAGAAAUGUGUCAUUUUGUGAAGUCAAAACAACAAAUUCUUGAGGAUUCCACAGGCUAGAUUUUUUCAUGAAAACCACUAAUCUUAAAGUGGUGGACAUUCAGAGACUAAAAUUGCUUGCUGUCCUAAACAGAUGUGGAAACAGCUAUGUAACAACUAGUUCAGGCGUAAGUCUGUGCCUCACUAAAACAUUAGCUCUUUUCUGAAGAUGAUGACGUAACAUGAAAGACAAUUUUGGAAGAAGCGACAGAGUGGUAUGCUGCUUGAACAAAAUGAAACCCUUCUGCGAAUGUAUUUUGACUUUUCUAUGAGACAGUUUUUUGUAUUUUUCUUUAUACAUUUAUGGAUAAAAGCUUUGUACCGUUUCCAAACCUGUGUUUUAUUGAAAUGUAUAGCCAUCUGUUGGUGGAAUUUGAACAGGUAGUUUUUGUGUUGUCAGAUUCUUUCAGAGGUUUUGUAUUGCCCAUCGAUUUCAAAUGUCUGAAUCAUGUUUAUAGCUAUAAUGUAUCAUGGUACUGUAGCUUUAACAACCUUGAAAGAAAAAAGAAAAAACGUGAUCAACACCCUAGAGUAUUAGCGAAUUACCAGUAAAACAAAACACUGAACUAGAACUAGUUUUGGAGCAGUGUCAACUCUGGUCUUGACUCUUAUCUUUACCAACAGCGCCCACCAGUGUUGGAAAUACUGAUUGCUGCACAGUCAAGGUAUUUCCACAAUUCCCAAACAGUAAGUUGAAGCAACACUGAAAUAAAGUAAAUUACUUUUUAUCCCAUUGCACACAAAAAACACACAGAAAUAGCAAAACAAUUUAAUGAGGUGUUUAAUAUAUAUGUUUUACAACAAUGUACACAGAUUGAGAAAUUGUUAACGGUCUUGUUACUGAUCUCAGGCACCAGUUAGUCUUGAAAUGAAUGAUGAAAACAUUGUCUCACAUUAGCUACAUCAUAAAAAGGAAGAAUUCAAGUUUUUUAUAGCAUUCUGGCAGCUCUCUCGAAUCAAAUGUGACAUUUUGGUCAGUAACAACAUGCUUUAAUGUUCCCUUAAUAAAAGUUAUACAUAACUAUUUGGAUUCUCUUCAGCAUGAUUCUGGGAAAUG